AUGAUCAAUGGGUUGGUGACUGCACUUGGCGAUCACGACAAUGAUAGUGUCAGACAACGUGCAUGUGAAGCACUCGCAAGAAUAAGUCAAAGAGGAGCAGCCAAUGAAGUCAUCAAAGCACUGAUGGUCACACUUCGAAAACCAAACGAUCAUAUUGUGCAAUCAUAUGCAUUGAAAGCUCUUGGAAACAUUGGUCAAAAAGCAACAAUCAAUGAAGUGAUCAACGGGCUGGUGACUGCACUUAGGGAUCGGACUGAGUUGAUAAGACAGGAAGCAUGUUUAGCUCUCGGAAAAAUAGGCGAAAAAGCAGCAACCGACGAAGUGAUCAACGGGCUGGUGACUGCACUUAAGGAUCAAAAUCACAAUGUCGAAUGGAAUACAUGUCGAGCGCUCGAAUCAAUGGGUAAAAAAGCAGCAACUAAUCACGUGAUCAAUGGACUAAUUACUGCACUUGAGGAUAACGAUGAUGGUGUCGGCUACAAUGCACGCGUAACUCUUGUAGCAAUAGGCGAAAAAGAUUCCAUAUCAGUCAUUGCAACCAGUAUUCGACCUGGUCUAAUUAUAUCAUUAUGGAAAGGUGUUAAUUUUACUCGCCAAUUAUUGUUUAAAUAUAAUAAACCAUUUAUUCCUAUCCAUCAUAUGGAAGCACCCGCAUUAACAGUACGCUUUAGAACAAAGUGGUUUCUUAGUGGAGUACAUACAUCAAUACAUUGA
Molecule: messenger RNA, 714 nt
Organism: Didymodactylos carnosus
Lineage: Eukaryota; Metazoa; Rotifera; Eurotatoria; Philodinida; Philodinidae
Source: the annotation of a GenBank genome assembly